This is a messenger RNA of Acanthopagrus latus (yellowfin seabream), 547 nucleotides long. RefSeq names its product mitoregulin-like. Bases 66 to 236 code for a protein of 56 amino acids. Gene Ontology annotation, biological process: positive regulation of mitochondrial membrane potential. Gene Ontology annotation, cellular component: mitochondrial inner membrane. The transcript is spliced from 2 exons. The record is from RefSeq and is a predicted model, not a curated record. NCBI's taxonomy places the organism in Eukaryota, Metazoa, Chordata, Actinopteri, Spariformes, Sparidae.
UAUCUCGUCGCGAUGAUUUUCAUGCGGCUCGCCCGAACGUGUUCAUCUGUCAGCCAGAGGUGAACAUGGCAGACAUCUCGGAGAGGACGCUCCAGGUCGCCGUCGUGGCUUCCUUCGCCGCCGGCUUCCUGGCGGGCUGGCAGGCCAACAGAAUGAGGAGGAAGUUUCUGGACUGGAGGAAGAAACGGCUCCAGGAUAAACUGUCGGAAACUCAGAAGAAGAUAGAUUUGUCUUGAACGGUUUGGGGCUGUCUGGUCUACGUGAACCCUGGUCCUCUUCUUGGUGGUCUUCCUUUUAAAGCUGCUGGGUCCUGAAUGUGCUACACGCCUGUCACUGUGGAGAAGGGACCUCAACCCGUCCUACCUGUGUCCCUUCACUUUUACCACCACACUUUUUGGAAAUGAAGGUUGAACUUUAUAUUUCUGUGGAAAUACACCCACACACCGCGUCUUCUUCUUUGCCCUCGGACACUAAACGUGGGAGAAUUUGGUGAUCUGGCUUCAGUGUUUGUUUCAUAUCUUGUGAAAUAAAUUAUUUGUAUUUUUCA